ACGUGUGGUGCGCACCCCGCCCAAAUCCCACCAAAAUCCAUCCGUACCCCGUGGCCCCGUCGCCCACCACAUCCCGAAUCUCUGGUCGCCGUCGCGCUCUCUCCUCCGUCCCUCCGCCGGCGCGCCCCCUCCCACUCAAACAACGCUCACCGAAUCACGCACCCACAUCCUCCCAGCAGCAGCCACAACGUGAAGCGCGCGCGCACCCAUGGCCACCGCCUGCCGCUUCGCCGUGCCGCUCGGCCUCGCCCAGCUGCCCCGCAGCCGCACCGGCGCCGUGGCCGUCGCCCAAUGCGGCUCCAAGAUUCCGAGAAGCGUCGCCGUCAGAGCGACGUCCGGCGGCGAGGGCUCGGCGGAGACGCCGGAGAUCAUCAAGGCUGCGCAGGACGCGUGGGACAAAGUUGACGACAAGUACGCCGUAGCCACCAUCGGAGUUGCAGCAAUCGUCGCGCUCUGGACGGCGGUAGGAGCGAUCAAGGCCAUCGACAAGCUUCCUCUUUUGCCUAGUGUCCUUGAGAUUGUGGGAAUUGGCUACACAGGGUGGUUCACAUACCGUAACCUCAUCUUCCAGCCAGACAGGGAAGCUCUGAUUAGUAAAAUCAAGAUCACCUACAACGAAAUCACCGGGACCAGCAGCUAAUCAAGCAUCAUUCACAAGAUGCGCCCUGUAAGCAUACGAUAGAACUGCAUCUGUGAGCACUGAGCAUCCAGGCAAGUGAAAGUGAACACAUGUGAGACAGGUGGUUUUACUGUUUCUGUUUGUCUUUUCUUAAGUCAGAGGAAAAAACUCUACCGAUGAGCUGGUUGUUUACUUAUUGUAAUGUAAUAAACUAAUAUUUUUCACAUAUUUCCAGUUUCUUUCGGGACCACAUUGAGCUGGUCGUUUA
This is a messenger RNA of Phragmites australis (common reed), 887 nucleotides long. Its product is annotated as protein CURVATURE THYLAKOID 1B, chloroplastic-like. Lineage: Eukaryota; Viridiplantae; Streptophyta; Magnoliopsida; Poales; Poaceae. The transcript is spliced from 6 exons. Gene Ontology annotation, cellular component: thylakoid; chloroplast thylakoid membrane. Bases 209 to 640 code for a protein of 143 amino acids. The record is from RefSeq and is a predicted model, not a curated record.